AUGGCACAGGAGGGACAGGAGGUACAGGAGCUACUGAGGCUGACAGAUGCUUUGCUAUAUGUUUCGCUAGUUCAACAACUAUCAGCAUCGUUGCAAAAUGAAGAUCAAUUGUUGCAGCAACUUCAACUCAUCAGAUCAACCACAGCAAACACCCACCCACAUUACACCUCCGCUGCAAACUUGUUGAACAUUUUCUUGGUUUUCACUUAUCCCGAAACCGUGCCAAACGACUUGGUGACUGAAAUUGCAGAAUACAUAAUCCUGGGGAGAAACAUUGGCGGUAUUAGUGAAGAUGACAGAGUUUUAGAGCUAAGGGCCGCACCAAUUGACAAUGAAACGUCAUUAAUUCAAACUGCCGAUGAUUUGCUAGAUGAAACCACAGCACAAGCUCGGCUUUUGUCAUUCGAGUAUGACCAGUCACUACCAAACAACUUGAACUUGUUGCGUUUCAUCCAGGCCAAGACGUUAAAGUUGAGUUCCUUCUACAAUGACUUGAAGGAUAUCGACUCCUUUUAUAAAAAUGUCGAUUUCGCCGAGUUUCAAGAAUGGAACCUCGGCGUGCUUGAUCCGUAUAGAUACUACUGGCUGAAGUUUGCCAGAGCCAAUCCCGUUGAUCUGAGUGACUUGAAUGCUUGCCUCAGUUCGCCUUUCGAAGUCCAGUUUCAGAUUUUGGUGGCGCCGAUCGACAGCGGACACGUCAAGACUUUAGAACCUUGGUUGAGUCAUACUAUAGUGCCAUUGCUUAAAUACAACAAAUUCAAUUUGGAGCCAUUGCUGAAAUGGAUGUUUACCGAGUUUCAAGGCUCGCUUUUAAGCAAGUUUGGGUUGUGGAAUAUCGCCAUUACCUUGCUCUUGUCCCAACAACAACAAAAACAAAUCCCAUCCGCUGAAAUGCUGGGUAUUCUUAACAAGUACUUGACCGCGUGCUACUACUAUGCGCUUCGACGCUCUGAGUCUGGAUUAUCGUCUGUUGAGUUGACUAAAUUGUACGAUACGAUGGGGGCCACUUUAUCUGCAAUCAGCAACCAGAGAGCUUUGCCUUCACCAGCCAUUGCAUCUCUUGACCUUAACCUGUCAGCUACGACAUACGACUCGUUUGACGAGUUUUCAUCUGCAAAUAACCCUUUGUCGCCAUUGUUUGAACCUCGCAAUGCACCGUUCCUUCGUGAUGCCGUGACUACGUGUCAGCGAUUGUACCCGAUUAAUAAACUUACACUAAAGGAGUAUUUGGAGUUCAAGUUCAAUCCAAGCGACUCCAUGCUUCAAAAAGAAGUUUCCAAAAUCACCAGCAGUAUCAAUUCGUCAAAUUAUGAACAAUUGCUUCGUCUGGUUGACGUUUUUGAAGAUGUAUUUGUCUCGAGAGAGAAAAAGGCCAAAAUCGACUAUGUCAUUCUUGAGAGAUUGCUCAUGGCAAACUUGUUUGAUCAAAUUGACAACUUGAUUGAUGGAGAGAAAAAAUUGAAUUUACCAGUGGGGCAGAUUUACGAAUUGGUUAGUGAUAAGUUGUGGGACUCUUUCAAUUUCGCCAGUAAUAUCAACGACAAGAUUGGUCAUUUGCAUGAAGCGAAACGAUGUCUUGAAUUAUUGGAGAAACUAACAAUGAAUGAUGGUGAUGUGCAGCUUGCUAAAGACGAGCGCGGGCAAAUUGUCAAGCUCAAGCACUUGUUCAAGGCCAUGGCCGCGAUGAAGAAUUUCAAGAUUGUGGCUGAGAAAAACAAGCCUUUCACUCCUCGACAACUACUCCAGUUUUCGGGACUGGCCUCGCGCAGUCAGAUUAGUCAGAUUGACCAGAUUGACGGCAAGAGCUGCUUCCAACUACUCAACAUUAUCCUCGAGCAGAAUCCGAAAUCAUACCUUGCAUUUGAGAAGCUAUUCCGAAUAUUGAACGAUUUGCUCUUAUAUUUCGAAGGCGACGACGAUGACGCCCACGACCAACACGAAGCGAGCUUCUACUUUAACAAGUUGAAAACCGCCUGUAUUGAAAGCGCCCUUGUGGAUAACAACUUUGCCUUUGCAUAUACUCAAUCCGUUGAGCUAUUUGAGCAUUUCACGAGAUCACACUUGGUGCCUGCGGGAGAGUUUUGGCUUACUUUUUACCAAGUUGGCAAAUUUGUGUCUCCCGACUGGAUCGACGCGGCGGCGCCACAACACGAGAUGUUGGACAUUUGGAUCAAGCAACGCCAGAUCUUGUCAUUGACCUUGGAGAAAAUCGACUGUGGCGAACAUGUUAGGGUCAUAUUGGACCAAUGGCAGAGACUCAAUCUACUGGUGGAAAGACAAAGCCGUGAAUCCGACGUUGAAAAGGCAAAGCUAUUCGCCGCUGGUGGGGCUGGUGGUGGCAUAAACGAAGGAGACGUUAGCUCAAGAACUCAGGAGAUCAUCACUGACGCUACAAAGACGAGCAAUCACGCUGGCGAGAAAAUUUCAAAUUUGCUUGUUUCUGGUUUAGGCUGGGCCAUCGGCGCUCAUAAAUAG
Lodderomyces beijingensis is the source of this 2475-nucleotide messenger RNA. Lineage: Eukaryota; Fungi; Ascomycota; Pichiomycetes; Serinales; Debaryomycetaceae. The record is from the annotation of a GenBank genome assembly.